This is a messenger RNA of Carya illinoinensis, 1052 nucleotides long. RefSeq names its product DNA-directed RNA polymerase III subunit rpc9-like. The transcript is spliced from 7 exons. Gene Ontology annotation, cellular component: RNA polymerase III complex. Gene Ontology annotation, molecular function: nucleotide binding. NCBI's taxonomy places the organism in Eukaryota, Viridiplantae, Streptophyta, Magnoliopsida, Fagales, Juglandaceae. Gene Ontology annotation, biological process: transcription initiation at RNA polymerase III promoter. The coding region runs from base 310 to 774 and encodes 154 amino acids. The record is from RefSeq and is a predicted model, not a curated record.
GUUAGGCUGACGGCGGCAACCGAUAAAGGUCACCGGAGCCAGGGUGCCGCGCCACGCCACAACCAAGAGCAUCUCGAACGUCAAUAGACAAUGCUGCCACACCAUUGAAUCCGACCGAUCGCUACUCCGAGAUUUAAUAAGAUGACUGAGAUUUCAGCUAGGGAGCAAGAAUAGGAGGCACAAGAGAGGAGUGUAGAGGAAUGAGUACCAAAGGGGUUGUGAUUUUUAGGUGACAGGAACGAACUCCCUAACCCUCCAGGUACGGGGUGUUACAUACUCUGACAAAGUUUUAGUCUCUGAGUUCCUGGGAUGAAGAGUUUGGAGGCCAAUGCCGGCGCUCUCACCAAUUUUGAAGUACUCGACUUUCUAAGGUCUAAAGGGGCUGCAAAUGAUUCUACUCGGGUUCUUGCUAAAGUAGCACCUUCCGAGUACAAGGUAUAUGACUAUUUGGUUCAGAGUGCUGCUUGCAAGCAAACCAGAGAGAAUAUCAAUGAGUUCUUGGAAAGGUGUAAAAAGUAUGACCUUGCAAAGGCCGAGUUGCUAAAUAUUAUCAACAUUAGGCCGUCUUCUGCAGUUGAAAUCUAUACGAUUGUUGAGGAAUGUGAGAAACGUUUUGGAGAUGCAGUUGAGGAGCUAGUAGAGUUGGUUGAAAAGGUGUUGCCACCACCCCCGAUUGAACUGAAACCUGAAGAGGGGAUUGAUGAAGGUAAAGAAGAAACUGGGAAUAUUGAUGGUGGCAAAGACGAACCUGCAACUGGGGAACAAAUGGGAUAGAAGUUGAGGCCUUAUAAAACCGUGCAAAGCUCGAAACUAUUCAAAAUCAUCAGGUAGUGUGAAAUGUGAAUUGCUUAAUAUUAGAUUAUGCACGUGGUCAGUAUGCUAGGUGAGAAAGGCAAAUACUAAAUUAGUUUUAUAGCUUAAUAUUAGAUCAUGAACAUGCUCAGCAACUCGUGAGAUUCCGUAAUUGGGUUCGGUUUAUAGCUGUAUUUUGCAUUAGAAACUAUAGCCGGGUCUACUUUUACAUGGAAAAUGCGCUUGCCUUGUUCAGUAAA